Messenger RNA from Closterium sp. NIES-67, 517 nucleotides. The record is from the annotation of a GenBank genome assembly. NCBI's taxonomy places the organism in Eukaryota, Viridiplantae, Streptophyta, Zygnematophyceae, Desmidiales, Closteriaceae.
GAUCUCGCCAAAUUGAUUGGUCAAUUCCCAUAUAUUUUUCCGAACGACUUGCCACCUGGCCUACCACCAGAACGCCCGCAGGACCAUCGGAUCAAACUCGAGCCUAGCGCGCAGCCAACUGUCCGGACACAAUGGCGGUUGAUGCAGCCCGAGCUCCAAGAACUACGGGACCAGCAGGACUAUUUGCUGGUCAAAGGGUUCGUUCGACCGAGUACGUCCUCGUUCGCCGCCCUGAUCUUCUUCACACCCAAGAAGGAUGGGGGCCUCAGAAUGUGCAUUGAUUAUCGCGCCCUUAAUCGGGUUACGAUAACUGCGAGGCGGUCGCUAUUUCUCGAAGAUCGACCAUCGCAGCGGUUACCACUAGAUUCGAGUCUUCGCCGACGAUUGCUACAAGACCGCAUUUUGUACUCGCUACGGGAGUUACGAAUACACUAUCAUGCUGUUCGGUUUAACGAAUGCCCCCUCGACGUUCCAGCUGACGAUGAACAGGGUGCAUGAUGCAGCUCAAUGGGGAUAG